Molecule: messenger RNA, 674 nt
Organism: Diorhabda carinulata
Lineage: Eukaryota; Metazoa; Arthropoda; Insecta; Coleoptera; Chrysomelidae
Gene: mRpL30
Product: 39S ribosomal protein L30, mitochondrial
Exons: 3
Coding region: 105-641 (178 amino acids)
Biological process (GO): translation
Cellular component (GO): large ribosomal subunit; mitochondrion
Molecular function (GO): structural constituent of ribosome
Source: RefSeq, a predicted model, not a curated record
CAUUAUGACAGUUGACAGCACAGAACACACUAAGGUAUGUUCUGAGAUUAAUUGUAAGAAAUUUUAGGUUAUAAGAUUUAAAUAAAAAAUUUGGUAGAUUUAACAUGCCCUUACUACAAAUAUUUAACCCAGUUAAAAUAAUAUGCAGAAAUAUAAGCAAACGACAAUUUAUUUGGUAUAAUGAAGGAAUACAAUAUCCUGGUUUUAAAUAUUAUCCUAGAUACCCGGAUUUUGAGGAUCCUCCUUACGAACCAACAAAAUUAUUUAGAGUUGAAGUAAUCAAACCACUAAAAGGAGCACCUUACUGGGAAAAACAUAUUUUGAAGGAAUUCAAACUUGAUGGAAAGAAAAAUUCUUAUGUGAUUGUUAAGAAUAUACCAGAAAAUAACCAAAGGUUAUGGAAAAUUAAACAUAUGAUUAAAAUUACACCUAUAACUUUCCCUGACGGUUUCCCAAAAGAAGAUGAUAUAACUUACCUUCAAGAAAAUGGCGAAUUGAAGAUUAUCAAAAAAGUUAAUUCUGUUCAUGAAAACAAAUUGGAAAUAUCAGAUAAUUUCCGAAGCGAUGUUAAGCGUUUGGAUGGUGAUACAUUGAGAAGACAAAGUAGAUUGAAAUGGUUAAGUGGCUGGGAUUCUCCUUAAACCUAUAAAUGUAAAUAUAAUUGAUACAUUUAA